UCCCGUCGCCCACAGAACCUACCCCUCCUAGCUAGGCUACAACUUCAGCAUCGGUCGGCGAUGGCUAAUCUGGCAGAAGCUGGCUACGUGUUCCAACCCGCCGGCCGUGAGCUCGUCGGCCACUACCUCAUGCCCAGGGCGGGGCUCGGCGGCUUCUUCCUCCCCGGCGUCAUCGAGGAGGGCGUGGACGUCUUGUCCUUGCGCCCACGCGCGCUCUCCUUCCCGGAAAACCACAGGAGGGAUUACGGCGAGGUAUGGGGCUUCUUCUUCGCGGCAAAGCCCGCCGGCGAGACGUGCCCGACGCCCGGGUGCUGGGUGCAGUACGGCCAGGAGAAGGCGUACUACGGCGGCGAGGGCGGCCGGGAGGCAGUGGCGUUCUGGCGCAGGUUCGCGUACCGCUACUCGUGGAGGGACGGGGAGGUAAUAUCGCCGACGCGCUGGCGGAUGAAGGAGUACCGGCUCAACAGGAACGCGGCAGCCUUCCGCCGCGCGCACCCGGGCCCCGUGCCGGCGGACGUCGUCUUCGUGGUCCACAAGGUCUACAGGAAGCCGCUGAUCCCUCGGCCGCCGCCGCCGCCCGUCGACAGCAGCUCCAGCGAGGACGAGGGCUCCGAGAGCUACAUCGUGUACCCGCGACUCGAUGAGCUCAUGCGGCGGUUAACGCUGGGGAACUAG
Triticum dicoccoides is the source of this 675-nucleotide messenger RNA. Its product is annotated as NAC transcription factor NAM-B2-like. Gene Ontology annotation, biological process: regulation of DNA-templated transcription. The transcript has a single exon. Lineage: Eukaryota; Viridiplantae; Streptophyta; Magnoliopsida; Poales; Poaceae. Gene Ontology annotation, molecular function: DNA binding. Bases 61 to 675 code for a protein of 204 amino acids. The record is from RefSeq and is a predicted model, not a curated record.